Molecule: messenger RNA, 3185 nt
Organism: Biomphalaria glabrata
Lineage: Eukaryota; Metazoa; Mollusca; Gastropoda; Planorbidae
Product: protein kintoun-like
Exons: 3
Coding region: 9-2987 (992 amino acids)
Biological process (GO): axonemal dynein complex assembly
Cellular component (GO): cytoplasm
Source: RefSeq, a predicted model, not a curated record
AACAACGCAUGCGUCACUACGGUGUUGACAUUCCUAACAACAUGGCUUCUGAGCGUACGUUGGAAGACUUAAACCUUAGUAGAGAUGAAGUCAAAAGACUUGGAGAAGCGCUCAAAGAUGAGCAGUUUCGAAAGUUACUUUGUGAGUAUGCGGAAGAAAUUUCCAACCCGGAAAAUAUGCGCAAAGCAGAAGAAGAAAUAGCUAUGAUGGAAAAUGAGAGAGGCAUGAGUGUUCAAUUUAUUCAUCCUGAACCAGGUUAUGUUUUAAAAACUACUGUAAACGGGUCUAUCAAGGCAUUUAUAAAUAUAUGUCAGAACGACAAAAUUGAUAAACCAAAAUCUCAGAAACAAACCAGUCCAGAUGGUAAAAGUGGACUUUUGUGGCAAAUUCCUCAUUCAUUUGCACCCCCGAAAGAUGAUUUUGAUAAGUCCAAGCUAAAGUGCCAAGUAUAUGAUGUUGUCUUUCACCCUGAUACUUAUAGAAUGGCAAUAAAAAAUGACAGAUUUAAAAAACUUGUUGAGGACACUGCUCUAGAUGGUAUUGAGCGUCAAUUUGGUGUGACCCUUGAUAAAAAUAACAUUAAGCGACCCAAAUUAAAAUUCAAAGGAAUGAAAACUGCUACCAUUCUUCGAGAGAGGAAACACGAUAGUGAUUCGUAUCAAAUGCCACCUGACGAUCUUCUGAACCAAAUGCCUUAUCCUUAUGAUUCCAAAACCUCCUAUGAAAAAGCUGCUGAAAAUGAAGCGAGGCAUUCAAAACAGAAAACAGACAACAAAAAUGGAAAUAAAGGUAAAUCAGAAGAAAGAAAAUUUACAGAGCCAAAGUACUCAAUUACCCACCGCUCUCACAUAGAUAUGAGUGAAUAUCGAAAUGCUCCUGAUGCGAAGACUUCAACUCGCCCUAAAGAACUUGUUAUAAAAAUUGAGCUGCCUCUACUUAAUUCUGCUGCACAGGCCAAUUUAGAUAUCUUUGAGAAAAGACUGUUGAUUACAUCAGUCUCCCCUGCGGCAUAUAAAUUAGAUCUAGCAUUGCCCUAUCCAGUGAAUGAAGAUGAAGGAACUGCAAAGUUUGACAAGUCAAAGAGAUUAUUGAUAGUGACUCUCCCAGUAUUGCCUGACAAAACACAGCCUUUGCCUUUUUCUGAAAUGAGUGACCAUCAGUCUGUUAGCGAGAUAACCCAGAAUAGCUCCACCACUGACAUAAUAGAUGAACAUCUUGUGAAAGAAUUAAAUACAGACAAUAGUGGUGUGUCAAAACCAGAACUCCAGUCAUUGAAGAAUACUCAAGUAAAUGAUGCUGAAAACAACCUGUUUCCACAAAAUGUAAAGUGGGUUUUGCCAGACUAUCAGUUUUCACAGGAUAAUGAAACAGUUUCUUUUGUUAUCAAAGUAAAAAAUGUUGAAGAAAAUUCAACAAAAAUGCUUUUCCCUCAAAACACCAUGGCUAUUAUACAGUUUAUAUCAUAUGGUGCUGGAUGUUUUCCCAUUUAUUACAGCAUGUGUGUUAAGUUUCUUGAGGGUUGUUGCAUUGCUUCUGAGCAUGGCAGUGUUGAUGUUAGUAAUGACAAUUUAGUUUUCAUUAUUCUUAAGCAGAAAGAAAGCAGAGGAUUGUGGGAUACAUUUGAAAUUGGAGUUGAUGAUACAAAACUGGAAGUGAGGCAAUUUCUAACCGAAAGCAAUUUGCAAAGAGAGUUAUCUGAACUUGAUCAAGAAGCAACUCUUCAAGAAUCCACCAUGCCUGUUUUAGUGGAGGCGCUCCCAGAAUUGUCAGUUGUUACAAUGGAGGAGGCCAGGCUUACAAUUGAGAUCAAGCCUCCUAAAGCCAAAAAGUACAAGCCUGAAGAUGAAGAGCUUGAUGAUGAAGACUAUGAACCCCCUUCUUCUGCAGAGAUUGAAGUCAUACACAAACACCCUACACCAAAUCUACAUAGUAUUUUGAAAACACGAACACCUUCAGAGUCUAGUGAAGAAGUAAAUGGAAUGGAACCAGAAAGUCCUAGAUCUGAAGGAGAAGAACUCUCCUCUUCUUUUAGCAAGAAAAGAUCAGUCUCUUUUAGCAACCAUGUUGACAAAGCUUCAUUCAAAUCAUUUGCUUCCGUUUCCAGCAUGACGACGGUGCUGAAAAGCAAAAGACGGCGUCAGCGCAAGCGUGAUGAAAAGCGCCAGGGAAGAAUGCGCAGGGCCAGUGAGGGCACUAGCAGCAGCGAAGAAUGCAUUAAUUCAUUAGAUGCUCACUCUCUGAGCGAAGGAGAAAGCUCAUUGGAAAAGCCUUUGCCUAAGUCAGGUCUUUCUCGUGCCUUGUCAGACCCUGGCCCUAAUAUCUACCCUGACAAGGUUAACCAGAAAGAAAAAAAGAAAAAUGGCAAUAAAAAAGGCAAAAAAGGAAAUCAUAUUUCAGAUAAAAAGCCUGAAUCAAUACCAAAAGAUGCUAGUGUCAUUGAUUUUAGGACUAGUGGUGCACAAAGUGGUGAUAAACUAAUAUCUUCUGAAACCUGUGAUAAUUUUGAAGAAAGUUUGAAAGGUAAGCCUAUUGAUAGGAAUGAAUGCGGUGAAGUAAAUGGAGCCGAAAAUUUCCUUGAAAAGGAUGGGGAUAAGAAAAAAAAGAUUAUUUCUGAAAUCAGGAGUAAACUGGCUGGGGGUGACACUACUGGAGAAACACCUUGUGACAGACAUGAUAGUGAUGACGAUGAUUUUGUAGAUGCUGUGAGCUCAAUGGCAGAUGAGUUCAGUGGAAAAAUUUCUAUCACUGACAAAUGUGAUAAAGAGAAUGUUGUGUCAACGAGUUGCGAUCAAGUUUUUCCAGUGAACGAAGAUGAUCAAAAGAGUGGACCCCAGAAGAAAUUGACUGCUGACAGACUCAAAGAACAUUCCGAUGUUGAGACUAUCUUAAGCUGGGAGGAUGGGCCACAAAGAAAUGAUUCAGAACAUGUGACUAAAUGUCCUUUUGAGUUUUCCAAUGCUUUGAUUUAUGAGCUAGAUAUUGAUUGAGAACAUGGGGAGAGGCUGUGCUGACAUCAGUUUAUCUAGUUAAAAUUAUUAUGAUUUAUUUAGGGAAGUGUGGAUUUUCUAAUGAAAUUAUACUCUAGCAAUUCUUUUUUAUUUCUGUUAUUAACUAAAGUAACCAGUUAAUUGGUUAACAGAAAUGCUAGUGUGUGGGAUAAAUAAAACCCUUCUAUUUUCACUUAA